UCUGAUUUACUUUUUAAUAGACCUACCACCAUGUCUAUCUCUUUGCGUCUUAUAGGAGUUCUCUGCAUUUUAGGAGCAAAUGGUUUUGCCUCUGCAGGGAAAGCAAGGGUGACCCGAGAACCUAAUUCUCCAGAGCCCAUUGACUGCUUUCUGACUAACUGGAGUGAUUGGGGGCCAUGUAGUCCAUGCUCAGAAGAAAGAUACCGCUCAAGGAGUAUUGUGAAGUUUGGACAGUUUGGAGGAAAGCCAUGCACUGUCCCUCUGAGUGACAGAGAGUCCUGUGAGCCAACAACUCCAUGCCCAGAUGAGAGAGGUCAAUGUAAGGAUCAAGAGUUUGAAUGUGAAAAUGGAUAUUGUCUGAAGAAUAGGCUGGUAUGUAACACAGAAAAUGACUGUGGUGACUUUUCUGAUGAAGAUAAUUGUGAUGAAAUCAAACGCUCUCCCUGUGGGGAUCGUGACAUUGAUGAAUCAGAACUUGGAAGAACAGCUGGACAAGGUGUGAAUGUGUUGGGAAUGACACCGGCUCUAACUGCAUUUCAAAAUGAGUUCUACAAUGGCCUCUGUGACAGAGUCCGUGAUGGGAACACAGCCACUUAUUACCGCAAGCCAUGGAACGUGGCUGUCCUCAGUUAUGAAACAAGAGGAGACAAACGCUUUACACAUGAAUUCUACAGCGACCAAGGAUCAGCAAUGAAACAAAUAUUCAAAACAAAAACACAGUCUUUCUCUGCAAGCUUCUCUACUAAACUGACACCAACUGAGUCCAAAGAAAUAGCUACUAUUGGGGGAAGCUUCAAUGCUAGCAAAUCAUCCAACAUGAGUGCAUUCUUAAAACAAGCCAAAGAAACGAAUCCCAUCUACUUACAUGUCAAAUCUAAUAUACAACUGGGAACUUUCCAAAUGCGAAAACGUGAUUUGCGCUUGAGUGAGACUUUCCUGGAAGAGCUAAAGGUUUUGCCAAGUACCUAUGAGAAGGGAGAGUAUUUUAAAUUUCUGGAAACAUAUGGAACUCAUUACUCACAUAGAGGAAUCAUUGGCGGACAAUAUGAGCUACUAUAUGUGUUGGAUAACCAAACUCUUUUAGCACAUGGACGCACUGCAGAGGAUGUAAACGAAUGCUUAGGCUUUAAUUUAGGAGCUACUGUCACUGCAGAUACUGCAGAAGCCAAAGAGCAUAUUAAAGCUAACCAAUGUAAAGCCAGUGGAUUUCAAAACGUUGAUGAAGUGAAACGGAGUGGGAUUAUCCAAGAUAUAGUCUCUAUGGUUCAAGGUGGGACAACAGCUGCCUUAACCAAGUUGAACGAGUUGCUUUCAUCAAAUGUAAGGCUAAUUGAUGUAGAAAACUAUGUCGAAUGGGCUGCUACACUACCUCAAGCUCCCACAGUGAUAAGACAAGAGUUAACCUCAAUCUCGGAACUUGUACCGCUGAAAAUCCCAGACUCUCGAAAAAAGAAAGAAAAUCUGGAUUUAGCUGUAGAGGAUUUCGUGGCUGAAUACAGCGUAUGCAAAUGCCAGCCUUGUCUGCAUGGUGGGACAGUGAUGCUGAUAGAAGGGAAGUGUGAAUGUGCCUGCACUCCAUUGUACAAGGGGGAUGCCUGUGAAAUACCCAAGUCACCUUUCAUACCAGCUCAAAUCGCCAUUGAUGGGAGCUGGAACUGCUGGUCUAACUGGUCCACAUGUGAGAAUAAAGAACGUCGGCGAACAAGACAGUGUAAUAAUCCUGCACCUGGAUCUGGGGGAAAACCAUGUCCUGGAACGAGUGUAGAACAAGGCCAUUGUUAAUUACAGAAGACUACUAACAGCAACCUGAACAUCCCUUUCAGAUCUACGGAUCAAGAUUCUUGUGACCAGAUUGAAUUAAAAGCUACUGAUCCAUUGGUCUCUGGAUUUCAGAACACCACUUUCUAUUACACAAUAAAUUUGAUGGCUUGCAGAAUGCA
Thamnophis elegans (Western terrestrial garter snake) is the source of this 1940-nucleotide messenger RNA. It is a transcript of the gene C9, whose product is annotated as complement C9. Lineage: Eukaryota; Metazoa; Chordata; Lepidosauria; Squamata; Natricidae. Gene Ontology annotation, cellular component: membrane attack complex. Gene Ontology annotation, biological process: immune response. The transcript has 12 exons. Bases 31 to 1782 code for a protein of 583 amino acids. Gene Ontology annotation, molecular function: protein binding. The record is from RefSeq and is a predicted model, not a curated record.